This is a messenger RNA of Chenopodium quinoa (quinoa), 1262 nucleotides long. RefSeq lists its product as uncharacterized. The transcript is spliced from 3 exons. The record is from RefSeq and is a predicted model, not a curated record. NCBI's taxonomy places the organism in Eukaryota, Viridiplantae, Streptophyta, Magnoliopsida, Caryophyllales, Amaranthaceae. The coding region runs from base 116 to 934 and encodes 272 amino acids.
CAACAAUUUUCUCUCUCCUCUCCAAUUCUCUCUUCCUCAACCCAACCCAACCAAACCAAACCAAACACCUCUUCAAUUCCCUCUCAUUCCCCCACCAUCUUUACUCCCCUCUCUAAUGGUCAUUACCGCCGGCACGGCGGACUACGGCGACCGACACCGCAGACCACAAACAACGCCGUCACCGGAAGAACAACAACAACAAAAACACAAUCUAAUGGCGGCGAUGAUGGUUCCAGAACGAUCCAAAGGAACUCUAACUCUCCCCAAUUUCUCCUCUCUCCCCUGCUUCAACGUCACCUGGGGUCGCCGUGUACAGCUCCGCUGCGUCAAGGAAGAUAACGCCGUCGAUCAUCAUAACGACGCCGUUGAAGGCGGCGCCGACGACUUACCCUUGACUCGCUCCGAGUUCAACCACCAUCGGAAGCGGAGAUCCAGUGACGACAAUGCUAAGAUUGGGAUCGAAGGAUUAGGUGAGAAACUCAUACUUGAUUUUCGGGCCGAAGUUCAUCAGAUGCAAGCCGCUUUUCUUCAAAAAUCCGACGUCGUUGUUCCACCGACGACGGCGGUUGAGACCAGACCUUGGAAUUUGAGAACGAGGAGGGCUGUUUGUAAGGAGCCUAACAAUUUUCCCGCUUCUUCUGAUCGGAAACAUAUUUCUUCUCCGGUGGUUAAAUCUCCGGCGAGGAGAAACGCCGGUGAAGUUAGCGGCGGUGAACAUGGCGGUGAGCGACCGAGAGCUAAUUUUUCCGGGACUCUCUCUAAGCAAGAAAUUGAGGAAGAUUUUCUAGCGAUGUUGGGUACUCGGCCCGCUCGUAGGCCCAAGAAACGGCCCAAAUUUGUUCAAAGGCAAAUCGAUGCAGUUUUUCCCGGGUAUUGGUUAUCGGAGAUAUCAGCUGAUAUGUACAAAGUAAACGAACAGCCUCAAACUGGAUAAUUUUGAAUAAGUAAUGUGGGGAGAAUUGGUUGCUAGUCCAGUGUAGAUAUAUGGAGGGAAGAAUUUUUAUUCCUGCUGACAGAAAAUGGUAAACUUUACAAGAUUAAUCAGAGGUGUUCAUCAUCAUCAUCUAUGUGCUCUACUGGCCGGGAAUUCAACGCAAGUUUUAAAUUUUCGGGUUUUUUGUUGUUGUUGUUGAUGUAAGUACAGUUUAUAUGAAUAGAGAUGCUAAUCUUGGGUUACUACUAUAUAGAGAUUCUUAUGUUUUUUGUUUUGGAAUAAGAGCGGUUUAUUCAAUAAUGAAGAAAUCGAAAUUUGGUUUAUGAUU